UCAAGGUUUGCAGUUGAAACCACAAAACAACAUCCAUCUAGAAUUUCAGACCUAUAGCUGCCAAGGACUCCUUCUGUACAUUGAACAGAGCCCAGCAACAAUGGGACAUUUCUUUAUUCAACUCUUCAUCAAACAUGGUACCUUACAGUACCAAUUUAUAUGUGAUGGGGCAGCAGAAGUUAGAAGCAUUAAUACUACUAUUAGAGUGGAUAAUGGACACAAGUAUAGAGUUCACAUUAGGCAAGACAUGAUACCAUGUGAUGCUGAAAUGUCUGUCCUGGGUAUUUCUACGAAGAUAAGCAUGCCUACCAAUCUCUGGACCAGUUCAGUUUGGCUUGAGACAGGUCCUAUAUUAUAGGUGGUUUGCCUCAUCGCUACGCAAAAAAACAGGUAUUUUCUCUCUCUCUCUCUCUCAUUUUUCUUCUUUUUUUAAGGGAGACAGUAAUGUACUGUCUUGUGAGGAGUAAUUCUAAACACAUACACAGCAUGGGUUACACACUAUUUUUGCAGUGGAACUCCAGGAGACAGCAUUGUUCCCUGGAACAGCUUGUUUGCUACUGACCCAUUCCUAUCAAAAAGGUGACCAUAUUUUUAAAAUCUAAAACCAAACACUGUUGUUUAAGCACACUUUUAGGAUAGUUCAUUAUUCAUAAAAGUACACGUGAAAAAUGUUGGUGUCAUUUUUGGUGCCUACUGCCAGGUUCUGACACAAGGAAAAUGUGCACUUGUUUCUUGCUAUGGAGGAUUUUUUCCCAGUCAUUUUGUUUUCUGAGUGAAUUUCUCAGGGAAAUACUCAUUAAUUUUAACUAUGAGCAAAUGAACAGUUUUGGUAGUGUUUA
Molecule: messenger RNA, 839 nt
Organism: Dermochelys coriacea (leatherback sea turtle)
Lineage: Eukaryota; Metazoa; Chordata; Testudines; Dermochelyidae
Product: protein eyes shut homolog
Exons: 3
Coding region: 101-358 (85 amino acids)
Source: RefSeq, a predicted model, not a curated record